Molecule: messenger RNA, 1821 nt
Organism: Phialemonium atrogriseum
Lineage: Eukaryota; Fungi; Ascomycota; Sordariomycetes; Cephalothecales; Cephalothecaceae
Product: fungal-specific transcription factor domain-containing protein
Exons: 7
Coding region: 1-1821 (606 amino acids)
Biological process (GO): DNA-templated transcription
Molecular function (GO): zinc ion binding; DNA binding
Source: RefSeq, a predicted model, not a curated record
AUGGACUACUGGGUGCAGAUAGCAGAAUGCCCGGGAUACUUGGAUUCGGUUGGAUCCGAGCUGCAGGGUGGUGGGGCGGUCGGAGUGGACAGCGACACCGCCGCCGUAACCCUGGAUGACGGAUAUGACAGGCAACUCGUCUUUGUCGGGGACAAGGACGCGCCCUCGCCGAAACGCCAAUGCCGCCCAGAAGACCGCCGGUCGAACUCAGACACGUCGAGCCAGGCUCUACCGUCCUUUGGGAUCGGCAGCGCCGGCUAUCGAGCUCCUUCUACCGACCAUGCCGCUCAGCAUGAUGUGCUGGAGAAAGAACUCACGGCCCAGCUGGCCAACCGGCUGGGGCAGCUGCAGUUCGCCGAAGACGGACAGCUGCGCUAUUACGGAGCGACCAGCAACUUGCACAUGAUCAAUCACGGGCUGCUUUCCUUGUUCGAACCGUCUAUCCGCACCAUCCGCUCGUGCGGUGACCAGGUCCUGCGCUCGAACGGCCUAUAUUGGGCCGGCGACCUGGUCUAUGAGGAGCACUUGACGAAUCUGUAUUUCGCGUGGCACAGCCCCCUGCUAAACGAAGUCUCCAAGGAGGUGUACCUGAGGGAGAAGAGGGUGUACGAGGCUGGCCAUGAUACGCCGUACUAUUCGCCAACCCUGGACAACGCCAUUCUGGCCGUAGGUGCUGCAUAUUCGUCGCGGCAGCACCCUGGGAACCAAGACGACGCGGCGGAAUUCUUUGGUUCCCGUGCAAAGGCCUUGCUGGACAUUGAGAUCGACAGCCCAACUGUGGCGACCGUACAGGCCUUGCUGGUCUUGUCUGGGCAUGAAGCUGCUAGAGCCCGUGAUUCGAGAGGCUGGAUCUAUGCCGGUAUGGCGGUGCAAGUUGUCACGGAUUUGGGCUUGCAUCUCAGCCUCGAACAUGAUCGGAUGGAAUCCAACAGUACCGAUGGUGACGGCGAUAUUGCCCAGCUGCGAAAGGACAUGUACUGGGCCACACAUACAGCGACCACGCUAUGGAGCUCAUACAGCGGGCGGCCCUUCCCCAUGAGCGGUACGCAGCACAGCACCCCUGGUCCCACGCGGCACAAAUGGGAGUACUACACCGACUGCACCGAGCAGCCCACGCUCCCGCCUGAUCUGGAUCUGGGCGCUGCCAACGUGGUGCCCAUGUACAUGACGCAACUGGCGAUUAAGAUGGGCAAGACGGCCAACAUCCUCUACAAUGGCCUCCCGGAAUUGUCCGCCGACGGGCACAUGUUCCACGCAGCCAUGGCCACGGAGCUCCAACGGUGGAAGGACGCGCUGCCCGCCUCGCUACACGUCGACACCAGCCAGGACUGGCGGGCUGGUAAUAACAGCGACAAGAAACUGUAUCUCCCCAUGGUGCUGCAGCUCCACAUGCAAUACCACGAAGCCCUGAUCCUGCUCAACCGGCCCUUCAUCAGCCAAGUCGGCAGCAGCUCUCCCACCAGCAGCAUCAGCGCACCCAGCAGCCUCCACAGCGUCGCCGCCGCACAAUGCACGGCCUCGGCGUCGGCCAUCACACGCCUGCUCGUGCUCUACCGGCGGCAGUGGGGCCUGCAGCAGAUCAACAUCCAGGCGGUGCACGUCGUCAUGACGGCCGGCAUCCAGCACGCCCACGACUGCUGCGUGCUGGCCGGGUCGGCCGCCCGCGCAGCCCGCGACGGCCUCCACAUCUGCCUGCAGGCUCUCGGCGAUAUGGGCCAGACCUUCCAGAGCGGCAAUCGCGGCUUGCAGGUCGUGAGCAGCCUGUCGCGCGAUUGGCAGAAUUUGACCUUGGCCGCGAGGAAGCGGGGACGCGGAUUUUAG